CCUCUGCCUCCCAAGUGCUGGCGUUAAAGGUGUGCGCCAUCAUGCCCAGCUGAGUACGGACGAUAUUUAUAUAUUUGUGAAAGAGAUGACGUAAUGGAGACGAGGUGCUAUCCCAGGCUUGGGACAUUCUACUUAAAAUAUAACAGAGGAAGGUGUGUGCAAAAGCGACCGAGAGAACAGAUGGAAGGCUCGGGAUGCAGCUCGGUGGAAGAGUGCUUGUCUUGUAGGUGCCGGGCCCUGGGUUUGGUCCUGGGAUGCUCUUCCUCCCCAUACAAAAAAGGAUGAGUUAAGAGAAAAACCUGGGAAAGGUCUUGUGAUUGCAUUAAUGCCAAUGUAAAUUGUGCUAAACGCUGCGCACAUACAACUGAUCCAGGACUAGCCAGCCAUCAAUUCAGAACCUCACGCUGAACCUGGGGGUGUGGCUCAGUGGUAGAGCUCAUGCUACAAGUGAGGUCCUGGGUCCCGCCCCUAGCGCCAUAACAAAACAAUUUCUAUAAAGUCUGGCAGCAUAAAAUUCCGUUGUAUUACUACCAUACCUGCUGCAUUAAUUCCUUGUGGAGCGUGUAGUCUUUCUUUUAGAAUCACACUGUUAGGAACUACUGAGUCAAUCUAAGGAUAUGUGGUUUUCAAAAGACGUGCAGUUUUAAUUCUAUUCUCAACCCAAGGAAACCGAUCGGGACAAAGUCCGUGAUUUUGCUAAGUGAUUUAUGGGGCCUUACUUUUACAUUAUGAAAAGUGAAUAACUUUCCCCUGUUUACUGGGCUUUGGGAUUUUCGAGUCCAUCUUUUGCCCCCAAGAGUUUUUACAGAACAAUUAUAAGGUAGGAUACCUGAAAACAGAACAAAAAUUAGGGCUUAAAUGUCGGUUUCACAAAGUGAAAAGGGCCAGAUAAAAGUUAGGUUUGUGAAUUGUAGCCUUGGCUAGGAAACUUCUCGUUUGUCUGUGAAAGUGAACAGUUAAUAGGAUAAAGUGCUGAAAAUGAGGACUGCAAAGUACGUGUAUCCUGGAACAGAAGUCUCAAGCCUGUAGCAGGCAGAGUGGCUGCUUGGUGUGAACAAACAGCCUAGUUCUAGCAUUUCCACGAGAUCACUGGCCCGCCUCCAAGGUGUUACUAUGGCAACAAAGCACGCGCUGCCCAGCUAGCCAACGGUUACCUUCCUAGGCUGAUCACUUCUGCUAGUUCCCAAAGCGCAUCUUAGGUUCGGGCUGAUCCUUCACCGGGCUCUGGUGAGGGGCGGAGUGAGGCACCAUGGCCAAGGCGGCGGCCUCCUCAGCGCUGGAGGACUUGGAUCUGAGCGGAGAGGAGGUGCAGCGGCUCACCUCCGCCUUUCAGGACCCAGAGUUCCGCCGAAUGUUCUCCGAGUAUGCCUCGGAGAUCACCGACCCUGAGAACCGGAGGCGCUACGAGGAGGAGAUCACAGCGCUGGAGCGGGAGCGCGGGGUGGAGGUGCGGUUCGUGCACCCGGAGCCGGGCCACGUGCUGCGUACCAGCCUGGACGGGGAGCACCGCUGCUUCGUGAACGUGUGCAGCAACCCGCUGGUCGGCUCGCCCAGCAGCCGGCCGAGCGCCGGGCGCGGCAGCGGCGCGGCGGCUGGCAGCCACUGGUCCCUGCCCUACAGCCUGGCGCCCGGCCGCAAGUAUGUGGGGCGCAACGGCUCCCGCUACACCGUCUACGACGUGGUCUUCCAUCCGGACGCGCUAGCGCUGGCCCGGAGCCACGAGCGAUUCCGCGAAAUGCUGGACGCCACGGCCCUGGAGGCGGUGGAGCAGCAGUUCGGCGUCAGGCUGGACCGCAGGAACGCCAAGAUCCUCAAGAUCAAGUACAAGGGGGUGCCCGAGGCCGCGGUGCUGCGCACUCCCCUUCCCGGGGGCGUCCCUGCCCGGCCCGAGGAGGAGCCGCCCGGGCUCUUCCCGGACCUGCCGUACCCGUACCCCUACCCGGCGGCGGCGGAGAGCACGGCUCGCACGCCGGCGACCCGGGAUCCCCAGGCCGAGCAGCGGCCGGAGCCCCCCGAGCCCACCGAGCCCCGCUGCACCGUGGUGCAGCGCCACCACGUGGACCUCCAGGAUUACCGCUGCUCGCGCGACGCCGCCCCGAGCCCCGUGCCGCACGAGCUGGUGGUCACCAUCGAGCUGCCGCUGCUGCGCUCGGCCGAGAGGGCGGACCUGGAGGUGAAGGGGAAGCUGCUGUGCCUCGACUCCAGGAGCCCCGACUACCGGCUGCGGCUCUCGCUGCCCUACCCGGUGGACGACGGCCGCGGCAAGGCGCAGUUCAACAAGGCGCGGCGGCAGCUGGUCGUCACGCUGCCGGUGGCGCUGUCGAUCGCGCGCCGGGACCUCGCCGCGACGCCGGAAGAGUCCGCGGCCGGGACCGGAACUGACGGCUCACCCCGCGCUUCCGAGGGCGAGCUGGCUGCGGCGCGGGAAGGGACGGCGGAGGCGACCGGAGCUGACCUCGGGGACGGGAGCGGAGCGGGAGCCCCGGGCUUCGGGGCUGCGGACGCUGAAGGGGAGCUCGUUCCCGAGCCGGAGCGAGACUUCGGUGGGGACUCGGUGGCGUCCCUAGGCCUCGGGGAAGAGCCUCCUCCUCCUGGGGACCGAAGCCUCCCUUGCACUGCGUUCCCGGGCUGCGACACCGAGUCCCCCGCGGCAAGACCGGGACUGUGCGGAGACCUCAGUGCCCAGACGUGUGAGGAGCAGGAGGGGACUCGCCACGACGCCUCGGGCUCAGCCAUGGGUGGCCCGGGGACCGAGAGCAUCGAACCUGUGUGCCCUCCUUUGCGGUGUCAUCAGGACGAAGACUCCUUGACUUUGCUCAUUCAGGUGCCUCGGAUUCAGCCGCAAAGCCUUCACGGGGACCUGAGUCCCCUCCGCUACAAAUUGUGCUUCUCCGCACAAGACUCAGCUUACUCCUUCACGUUGCAGUUUGCUCCGGAGAAGAAGUUGAGUACCAAAGAACCCGAGAUUAGCAUUUCUUUAAACAAUGCAGUGAUCGUACUGGCCAAAUCUCCAGAGAGCCGCGGACAUUGGCGAGAAUGGUACUGUGGCUUGGACAGUGAGUCUUUGGAGGAAAGAUUGUUUCUUGAUGAGGAAAAUGUUAAUGAGUUUCUUGAAGAGGUCCUGCACUCCCCACUGACGCAGGAGAGGUCCUUAGCCCCACCGUUGAUUGAGGUUGUUCGGGUUACUGAUGAGAAGAUUCAGAUUCAUGCAAAGUUGCAAGAAUGUAGUGAUCCUGAUGGGCUUCAAGGGAAGGAAAAAGGAGUCAGUGAAGGAUGUCCUCCAAGUGAAAAAGGAAACACAGAGCAUUUUCCCACCUCUACGACGGAUUCUGAUUCAUCUGUAGCAGCUGAAACAUUAAAAACAAAGACUUGUGGCGCAGCUGUGGGCCUUCAACACAUCUGUCCUGAUGUCCCUCACAUGCUGUCUGGAGAAGCUCAGCAGCCAGAGGCAAAAAUGGAUCCUGAGUUUAUAAAAGAAAACAGUGCUACCUACUCAGCCGAGGAAAAGGAAAAUAAAAAAGAGCCAGUCGUAACUAAGAAAAAAGAAUUAGAUGGAGAUCACCUGUCUCCAUCACUGAACAAAACUGGAGUUCAAAACAUACUUGAUUUUGACAGCAUAGAAGAAACCAAUGUGCAGGAUGGUACUGUGCAGAUCAUCAAGGACCACACGACUCACUGCGAAUUCAGUUUUCAGAACUCUUUGCUAUAUGAUUUGGAUUAAUUGUAUAUAAUUUUGAAAUUUAAAUGCUGAGUAAAAAAAUUUGGGACCUAAAA
This is a messenger RNA of Peromyscus leucopus (white-footed mouse), 3774 nucleotides long. RefSeq names its product dynein axonemal assembly factor 2 (gene Dnaaf2). Gene Ontology annotation, cellular component: cytoplasm. NCBI's taxonomy places the organism in Eukaryota, Metazoa, Chordata, Mammalia, Rodentia, Cricetidae. The coding region runs from base 1250 to 3721 and encodes 823 amino acids. The record is from RefSeq and is a predicted model, not a curated record. Gene Ontology annotation, biological process: axonemal dynein complex assembly. The transcript has 3 exons.